Penicillium concentricum is the source of this 915-nucleotide messenger RNA. Its product is annotated as Indoleamine 2-3-dioxygenase. Gene Ontology annotation, cellular component: cytoplasm. The coding region runs from base 1 to 915 and encodes 304 amino acids. The record is from RefSeq and is a predicted model, not a curated record. Gene Ontology annotation, biological process: 'de novo' NAD+ biosynthetic process from L-tryptophan. Gene Ontology annotation, molecular function: heme binding; metal ion binding; indoleamine 2,3-dioxygenase activity. Lineage: Eukaryota; Fungi; Ascomycota; Eurotiomycetes; Eurotiales; Aspergillaceae. The transcript has 2 exons.
AUGGCACUAUUUGGGGAUCUAGAGCUGAGACAAUACGGGGUCUCGGCUAUAUCCGGCUUUCUCCCAGAGACAAAGCCCUUGGAGAAACUUCCAGAUCCUUUGUAUAGUCCUUGGGAAAGUAUCGUGAAUGGCUUGCCACAGCUUCUCAAGACCGACACUCUCAGUGAUGCAGUCGACAAUCUUCCGGUACUCUCAACAGCAAAACUUCGAACAGAGGAUGAAUGGCGUAGGGCAUAUCUUGUUCUUGGCUUCCUCUCUCAGGGAUAUAUUUGGAGUGGCAACGAGCCGCGAAAGAAACUACCUCUAUCAAUCACCUCCCCUCUCCGAAGCGUCUCCUCACACUUCAAAAUAAUUCCUUGCGCAACCUUCGCUACCUACUGCCUUUGGAACACAACCCUCGGAGAUGAGGAAGACCGCACAAACCCCUCAUCCUACUCCGCCCAAAUUACAUUCACAGGCUCACACGAAGAAGAAUGGUUCUACACGACCUCCGUCGCAAUAGAAGCCCAAGGCGCCCCGCUCAUCCCCCUGGCGCUCUCUGCUGUUGACGCCACAACGAUUCAUGACAGAAAGACAGUGACAUCUUUCCUCGAGGCAUUUUCUACGUGCAUGGAUCGGAUAUGCGAGAUCCUGGCACGGCUCGACGAGAGACUCUCUGCAGAUUUCUUCUACCAUAAGCUUCGGCCCUUCUUAAGGGGUAGCAAGAAUAUGGCCGGUGCCGGGCUACCGGAGGGGGUGCUUUAUCCGAACUGUCGAUGUGGGGAGGGCGAGUGGGUGCAGUUCAGUGGGGGGAGUAAUGCGCAGAGUUCGCUGAUUCAGUUUUUCGAUAUUGUGUUGGGGAUUAAGCAGGAUUGUGGGUUUUUCAAGGCAUGUCAAGUCCAUGAGUGGUUGCACCGUUCAAGACUAAAUACAUAA